AAUCCAGCUGCAGCGUGUUGUUUUGAUGAAGUGGUCACGCGGAUCAGCUCCAUCUCACCAUCUGUCUCUCUGCGCCAGUGUUCCAGGUUCAUUGAUAGUGAAGUUUGUCACACUUCAUGACAGUGAUUGUGCUGCUGGUGGCUUCAUAGGCUCUGCUGUCAUGGAGGAAUUUUGACAAACCCUCACCAGCUGACAGACGUGACAUGGGAUGCGGAGUCACGAAAUCAACCCAACUGCAGCUGAAACCAUGCAAUCGAGGGAACAUCUCAGUUCCAGCGGCUACAGCGAUGCGGGCGGCGCUGCUCAUCCAGCGCUGGUAUCGUCAGUAUGUGGCGCAGCUGGAGAUGAGACGCCGCUGCACCUGGAACAUCUUUCAGUCUAUAGAGUAUUCUGGACAACAGGAUCAUAUCAAGCUGUAUAAUUUCUUCGGUUACCUGAUGGAUCAUUUCAGUUCUGCCAACAGCCAAAGGAAUCUCGUAUCUCAUAUGUUUGGCGAGAGUGACGUGUUUCAGGACAUGGAGUGGGAGAGACACGUCUGUUACAAGGAGAUUGAGGUUCUGGACAUCUACACCGGCCCGCAUCUCUCCUUCCCACUGACCAUCUCCAAUGUCACAGAGCUGGUGCACGCCUUCAAAAACAAACAAAAGCUUCACGCGCGGUACGUGCUGCAGCUGCUGGGUAAGACGUGGACGCUCCUGCGCUUGAUGCCCAACAUCAGUCACGUGUGCACCUGCAAACACAAAGAGAUCACCAUCUGUGGAGACUUACACGGCCAUCUUGAGGAUCUGCUCUUGAUCUUUUACAAAAAUGGUUUUCCCUCAGCGGAGACGCCAUAUGUCUUCAACGGUGAUUUCGUGGACAGAGGGAAAGAGUCCAUAGAGAUCCUGUUGGUUCUGUUCGCGUUCCUGUUGCUGUAUCCGCAUGACGUGCAUCUGAACAGAGGAAACCAUGAGGACCACAUUGUUAAUCUGAGGUAUGGCUUCACUAAGGAAGUUCUGGGGAAAUAUCAGGUUCAUGGGAAAAUGAUUCUUAAACUUCUGCAGAAGAUCUUCAGCUGGUUGCCGCUGGCCACAGUGAUCGACCAGAAAGUUCUGAUUCUACACGGAGGAAUUUCUGACAAGACAGACUUGAAUGUGAUCGCCAAACUGGACCGUCACCGAUUCGCUUCGGCUCUCAGGCCCCUGAAGAGUAGUGGAGCAUCGGCGAGGCUGAAGGAAGCGGCUCUCGACCCAGACGGAGAUGACGAGCUCAGCACGGGACGGAGGAGAGUUCAGUCUCUGACUCACGGCACACCGCUGCGACUCAGACAGGAGCUGCCGCGGCAUUCGGUGCACUCCGAGUCCAGCCGGACGAGUCGCUCCGUCGAGGAAGAGCUGCGAGAGAGACGCCGCCUGGCCGGCCUCAGUCUGUCGUCCGACUCAGAUCCUGCUGAGGUUCUGGAGACAGACACUAAUGAAUGGAAACAGAUAGUGGACGUUCUGUGGAGUGACCCGAUGUCUCAGAACGGUUGUGUCCCUAACGAGGUUCGAGGAGGCGGGUGUUACUGGGGGCCGGACGUCACACACAAAGUGCUGGACACACACAAACUGCAGCUGCUCAUCAGAUCUCAUGAGUGCAAGCAGGAAGGUUAUGAAUUCUGCCACAAUGGCAGGGUUUUGACGAUAUUUUCAGCCUCUAAUUACUAUGACGUUGGCAGUAACAGAGGUGCUUACAUUCGUUUGGGUCCCGACCUCAUUCCUCACUUCAAACAGUUUCAGUCCAGCAGAUCGACACGAGAGCUCACACUCAGACAGAGUGUGGGACGAACAGAACUUUCUGCAUUGCAGGCUCUGAGGAUGCAGCUGUUUGCACACAAAUCUGACCUGAUCCAUGAGUUUCAGGAAUACGACCCACAGUGCACAGGUGUGAUCUCUGUGAAGCACUGGGCUGCAGCUGUGGAGAAGGCUCUGCGUCUGGCUCUGCCCUGGAGGGUCCUGAGGUCUCAGCUGGUGACCGACAGCGCUCAGGACGGGACGCUCAACUAUCAGCACUGGGUCAACCAGCUCUCCGUCAUGCAGCCCAACACCGAGAUUACGAACACGAGCCUCCUGGAGACCCUCUACAAACAUCAUUCAAACCUGGAGAGCAUCUUCAGAAUGAUCGACACGGACCACUCAGGUCUGAUCUCGUUCAAGGAGUUUCGUCAGACGUGGAAGCUGCUGAGCUCUCACCUGCAGAUGGACAUCAGUGAUAAAGCCAUCUCAGAUCUGGCCGAGAGCAUCGACUUCAACAAGGACGGCAGCAUCGACAUCAACGAGUUCAUGGAGGCCUUUCGCCUGGUGGAGCAUUCUAGAGCCGAGACGGACGCGCCGGCGUCGCCCGAGUGAGGACAACACAAACAACACACCGCUUUCUGUGUCGCUCCUCCAAACCUCAAGAGCAGCUGCUGUACACA
Molecule: messenger RNA, 2434 nt
Organism: Sinocyclocheilus rhinocerous
Lineage: Eukaryota; Metazoa; Chordata; Actinopteri; Cypriniformes; Cyprinidae
Gene: ppef2b
Product: protein phosphatase with EF-hand domain 2b
Exons: 19
Coding region: 204-2366 (720 amino acids)
Biological process (GO): detection of stimulus involved in sensory perception; negative regulation of MAPK cascade
Molecular function (GO): iron ion binding; manganese ion binding; phosphoprotein phosphatase activity
Source: RefSeq, a predicted model, not a curated record